This is a messenger RNA of Cyprinodon tularosa, 2263 nucleotides long. It is a transcript of the gene msi1b, whose product is annotated as musashi RNA binding protein 1b. Lineage: Eukaryota; Metazoa; Chordata; Actinopteri; Cyprinodontiformes; Cyprinodontidae. The record is from RefSeq and is a predicted model, not a curated record. Bases 103 to 1149 code for a protein of 348 amino acids. Gene Ontology annotation, cellular component: cytoplasm. Gene Ontology annotation, molecular function: RNA binding. The transcript is spliced from 14 exons.
GUCACCCCGGAGCCGAACCCGCCCAGCUCCUCUCACUCUCUCUCUCUCUCCGCCCGUCCUGCCGCACGGCUCUGCUCACACACCGAGACCAGAGGACUGGGAAUGGACACGGAAGGGAGCCAGAGCAGCCUGUCCGCAGCGGACUCCCCUCACGACCCCUGCAAAAUGUUCAUAGGUGGACUCAGCUGGCAGACCACACAAGAGGGUCUGAAGGAGUACUUCUGCAAGUACGGCGAGGUGAAAGAGUGUAUGGUGAUGCGAGAUCCGGUUACUAAGCGCUCGAGGGGUUUCGGAUUUGUCACCUUUGUCGAUCAGGCCGGCGUGGACAAAGUUUUGGCCCAAAGCAGACAUGAGCUGGACUCCAAAACAAUCGAUCCAAAGGUGGCGUUCCCUCGGAGAGCUCAGCCUAAGCUGGUGACACGAACCAAGAAGAUCUUUGUAGGUGGCCUGUCUGUGAACACAACUAUCGAAGACGUGAAGCAAUACUUUGAUCAGUUUGGCAAGGUCGACGAUGCCAUGCUCAUGUUCGACAAGACCACAAACAGGCACAGAGGGUUCGGAUUUGUGACAUUCGAGAACGAGGAUGUGGUCGAGAAAGUCUGCGAGAUCCACUUCCACGAAAUCAACAACAAAAUGGUGGAGUGUAAGAAAGCUCAGCCCAAGGAGGUGAUGUCCCCCACCGGCUCGGCCAGGGGGCGCUCUCGGGUGAUGCCCUACGGGAUGGACGCCUUCAUGCUAGGAAUUGGUAUGCUGGGUUAUCCCGGCUUCCAGACCGCCACCUACACCAGUCGCAGCUACGCCGGCAUCACUCCUGGAUACACCUACCAGUUCCCUGAGUUCCACUUAGAGAGGACUCCCCUUCUGACUUCACCCCACCCCCCUGAGCUCACAGCCAUUCCUCUCACAGCUUAUGGACCAAUGGCGGCGGCGGCGGCAGCAGCAGUCGUUAGAGGUUCCACACCUUCCCGCUCGGCAGGAUUUUUAGGAACCAGCAGCCCGGGUCCGAUGGCGGACCUUUACGGAGCGGCCAGCCAGGAGUCGGCUGUCAGCAGCUACCUCAGCGCUGCCAGCCCGGCGCCGAGCACCGGCUUCAGCCACAGCCUGGGGGGCCCUUUGAUCGCCACCGCCUUCACUAACGGCUACCACUGAGAGCGUGAGUGCGUCCGCCGCGCUAGCUUCCUCCUCUCCGUCGGCGGCGGCGAGCUGUGAGUAACCCGGGCUGCUUUGUGUGUCAGUGCAGAGCCGCAGACUGAGAGCUGGAAGGAGUUGAAGCUGCGCUGGAGCUGAUCCGGUUCCCGUCUCUGUCCCACUCCACGUCUCUCCCCCGUUUCGUUUUGGGCGGCCGGACGUUCGCCCCCGCCCCCACCUGUUGACGGCCACAUCAUGCCCACCUUACUGACGCCUCACUGAACUCCACCUCCUCCUCAGAAGAAAAAAUCCCUUUAUAGCAACACAUUCAGAUGCUGUAUUUUGUUUUGUUUUAUUCUGCUGUUUUGAUGUUUUUUUAGCUGUAUUUUAUUUAGCUGAUUUUCCUCUAAAUGAUCUCUGUGGAGGAGGAAUAGUUAGGUUUCCACCAUGCCUGUUUUCAAGCUGUAAAAUGACUGUACAUUUCUCAACUUUACACUGAAUGUCAACACUUCAUACUAAUUCUGAAAGGAUGGCAGGAAUUAUAGAUCUUGGUUGGUUUUAACCGAGAGCCGUCGCUCUAAUUAUUCUCUAAAGGUGCAGAAAAACGUACCACGCCCCCCUUCCCUGGAAAAAGUACUUAAAAAGCUUUAAAUUAGAUUCAUUUUUUAUUAUUUCUGUGGUUUAAUCGCUCACUGAAGAAGGAAUCAAGGUCAAAACAUAUUUAUCCAUCAGAAUAUUCAGAAUGAUCAACUUAAAGUAAAAUUUUAUUCAUUAUAAGAGGUAAAGAUAAUGACGCCUGCUUAUUUUAUAUAUUUUUUCACCCCCAAUUGAAUUAACAUAUUAUAAUUAAAUGAUUAUUUUUCAGUGUGGGAUUAUUCUGCUGCAACAUAUGAAUUAUUUUGAAGGAUUUUUAGACAUUUUUACCAGGGGUGCCAAAAAAAGAAAUGGCAGCAUCUUUACUUCCUUAGCCUUCAGGAGCUGUAAUAUUUUGUAAGAUAUUGUAAAUAGGAGUGAUUUCCGGGUGGCAGGGCUCUGCCCGUCCUCGUGUCCAGGAGGUUGGAGGCUUUUGGAGAAGGGGAAGGCGUCGUAUUCCCGCCCGGAGGGGAAAAAGGUCUCAGUUUGUAAAAAAACAAAA